Drosophila biarmipes is the source of this 2816-nucleotide messenger RNA. RefSeq names its product serine/threonine-protein kinase SBK1. Gene Ontology annotation, biological process: peptidyl-threonine phosphorylation; peptidyl-serine phosphorylation. The record is from RefSeq and is a predicted model, not a curated record. Gene Ontology annotation, molecular function: protein serine/threonine kinase activity; ATP binding. The transcript has 6 exons. Bases 911 to 2641 code for a protein of 576 amino acids. NCBI's taxonomy places the organism in Eukaryota, Metazoa, Arthropoda, Insecta, Diptera, Drosophilidae.
ACGGGCGGUCGUGUACUUCGGAUGCGUGAAAAAGCGCAGAUCUUAAAUAAAGUGCAGCGGGAUAAAUACAUACAAUCAUUUGAUUUAUAUGUAGAAAGCCAGGGCACUUGGAGUUCUGGCGAAAGUGCGUUUUGAAUAAAGUGCGUGCCGCUGGAUGAAUUCUACGCGAAUUUUCGCUGGCAAAAAUCGCCACACUAUCGCAGAGGUUUUUAUAUAAGAGGCAAGCGGGCAUUAUUUUUAAUUUAGCUGUUGAUAUUAUGCAUAAAGCGAAGAGAGAAAACAAACAUCAAAACAGAAUAGAAUCAGCGAAGCCGGGAGAGGGCCGAGAAGAAUUCUACGGCCUGGUUCUAAAAAUCUUUUUCUUCAAAUUCCGCCCGUGUGUGUACGUGUCAAAAUAUUUAUGCGAGACCACACGCUCGGCGGAUUAUUUGUUUGGUGAAAUUCCACUGGCCGCCCUGCAGUAGGAGUCCCAUUUUCCCCGUUUACCAGGAAGCGAAAACCAAAUCCCGAUUCGGCCGACCAAUUAAUCUCUUAAUUUACUUUAGCUGCGUGCAGGCACAGCAACAAAAGAUACAUGAAUUGAGAUACUAGCGCGUAUAGAAUAAAGGAAUCCCACAGAUAUAGAAAUGAUUUCCUUUGGUGUUUCAGUUGCUGCUGCUGCUGCUGCUGCUGCUGCUGCUGUCGCUAUAAAUAUUUACAACGCCCGCCUUGUGUACAAAGUGUAAAUAUGUAGAUACAAUCUGGUGGAUACAUUCGCGUACAUAAACCGUUUCAAUUGUUUUAUUGGCCCGCCCAUGGACAAAGCUUCGCGGAAUCGAAAGUGAAUCGAGUGAUAUGCACUGACCAGUAAACAGAUCUGCGAGUUUGAAGUACAUUUCCGCAGCGAGGGGCUCCCAUGUAAACAGCCAAAAUGUCGAAGAAGCCACGUGGACACAUUCACAAGAUCCGAGAGUUCGAAUUGGAGAAGAUCCAGCUUGUGGAUGAGUUUGAUAUCAUACAGAUCGUUGGCGAAGGAUGGUUCGGCAAGAUCUUGCUGGUGGAGCAUCGGGGCUCACAGACCGAGAUGGUCCUCAAGGCGGUGCCCAAGCCGUAUGUGACCCUUCGGGACUUCUACCGGGAGUUCCACUACGGACUCCAUUUGGGCGUUCACCGGCACAUUGUGACCACCUACGAUGUGGCCUUCGAGACGGCCGGAUUCUACGUUUUCACCCAGGAAUAUGCUCCCCUAGGGGAUCUCACGUCGAACGUGACCGACUCGGGUGUGGGCGAAGUUUACAGCAAGCGUGUGGCCAAGCAAUUGGCCUCGGCCAUUGACUACAUGCAUUCAAAAGACAUAGUGCACCGAGACAUAAAGUUGGAUAAUGUGCUCAUCUACCGCUCGGACUUUCAGCGCAUAAAGCUCUGCGAUUUUGGCGAGUCCUUUCCCACAGGCUCCACUGUGGAGCGCCGCAACGAGUGGCUGCCCUACAGUCCGCCUGAAGUAUUAGAAAUCAAACCCGAGGGCAGUUACAAAGCCGAUCCCAGCCACGACGUCUGGCAGUUUGGCAUUGUGAUUUUUGUGUGCCUAACUGGGUGUCUGCCCUGGCAGAAGGCUGCCUCCGAUGAUCCCCGAUACGUGAGGUACUUGGCCUGGCAGGGAGGCCUGAUGAUGAUGCCCCUGCGCCGAACCCCUCGACUCUUCAAGCUCCUCACCUCGAAUGCCCAGCGCAUGUUCAAGCGCUUCUUCGCCAGGAUCUCCAACCGACCGAAGAGCCUGGCCGAUGUCACCAAGUUCCUAGACGACCGCUGGCUGGCCAAGACCGCCCAGAAGGAGAUGGCCGAGUACGAGACCGACGAGCUGUGCCCCUCCAUGUACUCCUUCCACAGCAGCCCGGACGAGAAGAACAAGCUGCUCUACACGCUAGCCGACUGCGGGAUCGAGACCAACGUGGACCGCCAGCAGAAGAAGAACCGCAUCAAAGACUGGAUAGAGUCGUCCAUCAUCACGGAGGAGGAUGAGGAGGAGAACGAGGAGACUAACUCCGCGUCCCCAUCCUCAUCAGUCUCUCGGGAGCCCCUGCCCGGCCACAUCUCCUCCCUGCGCAAGCCAGCGAGCCAGACGGACAGCGCCAAGGAGAUCAACAGCACCCUGAAGGACGCCACCCAGAAGCACUUCGACCCGCGCACGGGGGCCCUGCAGCAGGGACCCAGCGAGAUGGGCCAGGUGGCCAUGUCGUAUUCCAAGUCGGCCAGUCCCUCCUCCAACUACAGCACCACAGCGUCCACACUGAACAACGCCGACAGCCUGCUGACCCUGGGCUCGCGGCAGGAUCUGCUGGCCAGCAACCUGACCAUGUACACCUCAAUGGAGACCGAACUGAACCGUCUAGGUGAGGCUGAUCCUCGGCUGAACCAGCGUUCCCAGAGCAACAAUCCCCUGCUAACCACCUUUGAUGUGAACACCUCUCCCGCCGCCAAGAACUCCAUUGGAGUGGGCACCCGCGGCUCCAGCCGAAGCAUCCUCAAGUCCUCCAUCGCCACCGCCGCUUUUCCCGCUUUGGGAGCUUUUAACCACGGUCAGAGCCACAGCCUGCAGCAGCUGAGCCAGCACCUCCAAACGUCCACCGGCCCCACUCCCAGCAAGAGCUUCUUCCGGCGAUGACAACCCCGCCGGCCAAGUCACUAAUCUUCCUUGCCGCACUUUCAGAGCUUUGCGACGCCCGGCACUCGAGCCAUGCUAAUCUGCCAUAUGCUUCUCAAGUUAAAGACAGUGCCUACGGAUCGGCCGAUGUCAGCGAGGCGGCGGCAGCCGGCAGGAGUCCCGGGCUGAUGAAGGA